This is a messenger RNA of Dothidotthia symphoricarpi CBS 119687, 1344 nucleotides long. RefSeq lists its product as uncharacterized. Lineage: Eukaryota; Fungi; Ascomycota; Dothideomycetes; Pleosporales; Dothidotthiaceae. The record is from RefSeq and is a predicted model, not a curated record. The transcript is spliced from 2 exons. Bases 19 to 1344 code for a protein of 441 amino acids.
GUAUCAUUCUUUUACACAAUGCGUUCAUACGUUCUUAUUGGGGCUGCUGCCCUCGUCGCCGCUGCUCCUGCUCCUGCACCACAGGCUUUCGAUCCCGCCGCAAUUGGAGCUCUUCCAUCCAUCGCUCAAGGCCCUCCCGUUGGUAUUGGUGCGGCCUCGCAGACUGCCUACAACCAAGGCCAGGCACAAACUAAAGCCGCCGCCGCAGCGGUUGGCCCUAAGACUGCGCCAAAAGCGAAGAGAGAUGCCGAUGUUGUCGAGGCUCGCACCAACAAGCUGAAGGCCGGACCUGCUUACGGGGCAUCAUACAACACCACAUCCAACGCAGCAUACGCCACGCCCACUUACGGCACGCCAUACGGCCAAUCUAGCUCCCAGGCAGCAUACGAUGCUACCCCCACCAGCUCUCAGUCUGCAACCUGUACCCCCAUUGGCGGGUCCAACAAUGGGGACUACACGCCCUCCACCAACCCUUCUGAUGCUUGCGCCCCCCAGCCAAGCGCUUACGGUCCCCCUACCGUGCCUGACACUGCCCAGAACUUCAAGAACAACAAAGUCUACCACAACAUGGCCAAGUCUGCUUCGGCGCCCGCUGGUUACGAACAGUCGUUUGUGAACUUGGAUGCUGCCACCCAUGGCAACGGAUACAUCGCCUACAAGAGCCUAGAAAGCUACGACGUUCUUGCCUGCUCUUCUUGGUGCGAUCUAACGACAACCUGCACUGGCUUCAACGUCUACAUCGAGCGGGAUCCUGCUUGGAACCCUACUCAGUGCUCCUGCACCAACCCUCCAUCCGUUGCCAACUACAAGUGCAGUCUUUGGGGCCAGCCUGUUGAUUCAUCUUCCGCGACCAACACUGGUGCGGGCAGCGGCGACUUCGAGGUUGUCAUUACCAGCUCCAACGGUUACAACAAGAAGACUUACACUCCUGCCAAUCCUCCCAACACCAGCAAUCCCAAGGACUGCGGCACGAAGCUCAUCAAUCAGCCGCAGGCCAACAUGGGCCAGUCCACGUUCCCUGGUCCUUUCGAUCCCUCGCUCUGCGCGGCUUACGCUCAGAAGCAGAACGACGUGAACAGGAAGGCGGAUGUUCUCUCAUGGGCUCUAUCUCUGCUCGGCAUGAACAAAGCUGCCUGCGUUCAAUUCCAGGCCGCUUACCUUAUGAAGGACGGCAUGGGCUUCGGUACCCACUGCCGUCUCUUCACCCAGAAGUUCACCCCCGCACAGGCCACCUAUGACAUUAGCUCAGGGUCAUAUGGGACCGCGGGGUGGAGCGUUUCCAAGUCCUUCAUCUGGGACGUAAACUCCCAGGCCAGCUUCAACUGGGGUAGCAAGAGUUACUAG